Messenger RNA from Gasterosteus aculeatus aculeatus (three-spined stickleback), 1389 nucleotides. It is a transcript of the gene mettl18, whose product is annotated as methyltransferase 18, RPL3 N3-histidine. The record is from RefSeq and is a predicted model, not a curated record. Gene Ontology annotation, molecular function: protein-L-histidine N-tele-methyltransferase activity. Gene Ontology annotation, biological process: peptidyl-histidine methylation, to form tele-methylhistidine. Gene Ontology annotation, cellular component: nucleus. NCBI's taxonomy places the organism in Eukaryota, Metazoa, Chordata, Actinopteri, Perciformes, Gasterosteidae.
AAAAAAAAACAAGAUGUUAUAUUGUGGAUAAGAUGGGUGUAAACCAAACUCCACAUCCGGGUUUUCACAGAAACUGGAGGAAAGCCAAAAGGAGACACACCCUGAUUCUCCAAAAUGCGCUUUGUGGGCAUCUGACUCCAUCCGACAGCCUCCUCUAGUGAGGCCCCACACGGUUGUGCUCCUUGCCUACGAGCAUUGACAUCUGCACAGUCAAUAAAACGUCAUAGCAGAAUAAAACAUCAUAGCGGAAACGAUCUAUUCAUACUGAUAAGACAUGCAUAAGGAUGGAGCAUGUUGCCAAACCAGCAGAGCCAGUAAAAGAAGCCAAAGAGCACCUUCCACCAUCUGACACGCACUUCCUCCUCAGGGAUGCUGUCACUGAAACGGUUACCAUAGGAACUCUUCCCCCUCUUCGCUUCCUUAAUGAGACCGUUUUUGAAAGGACCGCCUCGGAGAGAGAGGACGGGGAGAAAAUUCUCUCCCGCACCGCGGAGCAGAGGUCCGAUCUAAUCUCCGGCCUGUACGAGGGAGGGCUUAAGGUGUGGGAGUGCACUUACGACCUUCUGGAGCGGCUCGAGGAAGCCGGAGAGACCUUUAGGGGGAAGGCGGUUUUGGAUUUGGGCUGCGGAGCGGGGCUGUUGGGGAUAUUGGCUCUGCAGAGGGGAGCCACGCAGAUCCACUUUCAAGAUUAUAACAGUACAGUUAUUGAACAGCUGACUGUGCCAAAUGUAACACUAAACUGCCAAGAAGACGAUGAAGUAGAUAGCGAAGAAGACAAAGAAGGGAGUGGCGGGGGAAAAGUACAGGAGGAAGAUGGUUGUAAAGAAAAGAUAAAAGAUGGCAGCCCGCCACCUAAGAUUAGAGCCGCGGACCUGUCCCAGCACCAUCCACUAGCCAGGUGUCGUUUCUUCUCCGGCGACUGGAGCACGUUUCUUGCUUUCCUUAAAAAGGAGGACCCGUUACCAAAAUAUGACAUUAUAUUCACCUCCGAGACCAUCUACAACCCGGCCUAUUACCCAGCGCUACACGAGGCCCUCCACCAGCUGCUGGCCCCGGGCGGACUGGUCUACCUCGCCACCAAGUCGCACUACUUCGGCGUCGGGGGCGGGCUGCACCUGUUUGAGACAUUCGUGGAGCAGAGGGGUAUUUUCUCUGUGGACCACCUGUGGGAUGGUGACGAGGGACUGCAGAGACACGUAGUCGUCCUCCGUUUUAGAAAGUCUAAGGGCCUUUGAAGAGGCAAAGCAAGCUGGCUUUGACAUGCAGCUUCGUUCGUGUAACCGCUGUCCCUCAGCAAAGUCAGAUUUAAUAAACACAUCAAGAUUUUUUUUUUCCCUGCAUGUAAGGAACAAGGAAGAGCUUAAAUAAAACCUGCUGUGUCAUCUCCUA